This is a messenger RNA of Aureobasidium subglaciale EXF-2481, 6138 nucleotides long. RefSeq lists its product as uncharacterized. The transcript has 2 exons. Gene Ontology annotation, cellular component: cytoplasm. The coding region runs from base 1 to 6138 and encodes 2045 amino acids. The record is from RefSeq and is a predicted model, not a curated record. Gene Ontology annotation, molecular function: phosphopantetheine binding; catalytic activity. Lineage: Eukaryota; Fungi; Ascomycota; Dothideomycetes; Dothideales; Saccotheciaceae. Gene Ontology annotation, biological process: amino acid activation for nonribosomal peptide biosynthetic process; secondary metabolite biosynthetic process.
AUGCGUGAGAUUCGAUGCCUACAUGCCGAUCAGUACAGGACGAGGACAGGCAUGAGAGAGGACAUUAUACGGUUGGCAUGGUUGAUUGUACUCAUGCGCACUCGAGAGGGGAGCCAAGUCUCGUACGAAUGGAAUUAUCGUCAGCCUUCAAGCUCAGAUUUUCCGGAACAUGAGGUCGAUGGUGCUCAGCUUAUCAAGGGGCUCGAUGAAAGCGUCGAAACUGUUUCGAAGAGAAUAUGGCAGACUUCUGCGCCAACGAUGUCGAGCGACCUAGACGUCCUGACUGAGCCAGAUUCAAUGAUUCUGAGCACUAGCGUAUUGUUCAAACAAGCUGAUGAGCCAGAGGGCGUACUCCAGGUGGAAGUGUCGUACAAUCAAGAUUCCCCAGAGAGAGGUCGCAUCAUGGUCAAACCUGUAUUGCGGAGCCGGGAUAUGCUAGACAACGAAGUAUCACGAUACAUAAGGUCUCUCGUGGACACUGUGGAGAUCUGUCUUACGAAUGACCAGGCCACCAUCCAAGAAUGUCUAGCACUAACACCAAGUGAUUUCGAGGAAAUAUGGGGAUACAACCACGUACUGCCUCCCACCUACGACUUUUGCAUGCAAGACAUGGUUUCUGAGCGCGCCCAGCAAUUCCCAGAUAAGGUAGCCGUCGACUCCUGGGACGGUACCUUGACCUUUGGAGAAAUCGAACAACAUUCGACUUCAAUGGCUCAGACUCUGGUCUUAGAGGGUGUGCGACCGUAUGAUAUCGUUCCAUUGUGUUUCGAGAAGUCGCGAUGGGCGAUUGUUGCGGUGUUAGCAACCAUGAAGGCAGGAGCAACCUUUGCAAUGAUGGAUCCGUCACUCCCGCUUGCCCGACUGCAAAACAUGGCUGUUCAGAUUGGCGCCAAAGUCAUUGUUUCUUCCCGCAUUCAGCAUGACUUUGCAAAAACAAUUUUGCCAGAAGGAAAACACUUCGUUGUCGAAGAUGUUGCUUUCAAAAACACGACUUCUGGAAAGUCGGUCAAACUCCCAUCUGUCGACCCCGACACCCUAAUGUAUAUUAUUUUCACAUCAGGAAGUACCGGUACGCCGAAAGGUGUUACGAUCUCUCACAAGACAUACACCAGCAGUGCUAUCCCUCGAGCGAAGGCAGUGGGCUACACUGAGAAGUCAAGAGUCCUCGACUUCGCAUCUUAUGCUUUCGAUGUCAGCAUUGACAGCAUGUUCUUGACUGUGGGCAACGGCGGUUGUCUCUGCAUUCCCUCUGAUGAAGACCGUCUGAACGACAUUAACGGUGUGAUCAGAGAUAUGAAGAUCAACUACGCGGGCAUCACACCUUCUAUGGCUCGAAUUCUGGAUUCGGAUGUCAUAAAAUCGCUUGAUGUUCUAGGCCUUGGUGGAGAAGCAGCAUCUGCCAGAGAUGUCAAUUUCUGGGGACAAGACACUAGGAUCGUUAUUGGAUAUGGUCCAUGCGAGUGUACGAUCGGAUGCACAAUCAACAGCGACACUGCCACAGGUAGAGACUAUAUAUCGAUUGGCACUGGAAAUGGAGCUUGUAUGUGGAUCGUCAAUCCCGACGAUCAUGAGCAGUUGAUGCCAGCUGGAGCUGUUGGCGAGCUGCUUGUCGAAGGGCCAAUCGUCGGACAGGGCUAUCUCAAUGAUCCUGAGAAGACAGCAAGUGUCUUCAUCAAUGAUCCCGGUUGGCUCGUCAAAGGUCAUAAGAGUUACGCCGGGCGUGGCGGUCGACUCUAUAAGACUGGAGAUCUGGGAAAAUACGACCCUGAUGGCUCCGGUGGUAUCAUCUUCGCUGGUCGAAAGGAUACCCAAGUCAAGCUUCGCGGUCAACGUGUCGAAUUGGGCGAGAUUGAGAGUCAACUUGGGGCCAGGCUACCCUCUGGCACUACGGUGAUCGCCGAAGUCGUUGUACCUCAGGGAUCAGGAGGUCAAGCCACCUUGGUAGCCUUUGUCGCCCCUGUCGCCUCGAAAGGACAUGGACAGACUGAUAUCAGCUCGAUUCAACUCCCAGACGAGUUUCGUGAUGCACUUUCUAAGGCCGAUGCAGAGGUUAAGAAGGUGCUUCCUCGUUACAUGGUGCCCACAUCAUAUAUCCCAGUCAACCAUAUCCCAGUAUUGAUCUCUGGUAAGACCGACCGCAAGCAAUUAAAGGCUUUCGGCGCCACUGUAGAUCUGAGAGACCUGGAUCAAGGCUCUGCUGAUGCAGGUCGCGAGCUCAGCGACUUGGAAAGACGUCUUCAACAGGCAUGGGGUCAGGUGUUGAACCUGGAUGCUUCAGGCAUUCGUCUCGAGGAUAAUUUCUUUGCUCUCGGUGGCGACUCGCUGGCUGCGAUGAGGCUGGUGUCAAGUUGUAGAGCACAAGGGCUUAUUCUGUCCGUCAUCGACACUUUUGGUAAUCCCAACCUCUCCGCCAUGGCUAGCGUUGUCAGAACCGGCGACGCUGAAGUGAAGAAGGAAAUUUUGCCAUUUUCUACUAUCACGCGUUCUGUCGAGGAAGCCCGUCUCGAAGCAUCACAAGUCUGCAGGACUGGUGUUAAGAGUGUCGAGGAUAUCUAUCCCUGCACUCCUACACAAGAGUCUCUUUUCACUUUCUCCCUCAAGUCCGUUGAGCUAUAUCUCGCACAAAGAGUUGCUGUCAUACCUCAAGGCAUGGAUGUCAACGCAUUAAAACAGGCUUGGGAGAAGGUUGUGACUGCGAAUCCUAUUCUACGCACUCGUGCUGCACAGUUACAGGAACCUGGGCUACAGCAAGUAGUGCUCAAAGAAGGUAUUUCGUGGAGACACGCAACUAAUCUCACUCAAUACCUCGAGAGCGACAAAAACGAGAGAAUGGAUCUUGGUGAAAACCUUGCUCGCUACGCAAUCAUCGAAUCAGCUGGCGAUGACAAGCGAUACAUGGUCUGGAGUGUUCACCACUUGCUUUAUGAUGGUUGGUCAGAGCCUCUAAUCCUCAAGCAAGUCAGUGAUGCUUUGCAAGAUCAAGCCACUGAGAUUCCAGCACGUAUGAGAGACUUUGUCGAAUAUGUUCGCGAGACUGACGGAAUUGCUAUGGAAGACUUCUGGCGACAAGAGCUGAAGGGUGCUUUUGGACCUCAAUUUCCUCGUAUGCCAUCGAGAGAUUUUGUACCAACCCCCGAUGCUAUGGUCGAGCGAAUCAUUCCUCUCGAGACUGGUGCUGGAUCGCCAUUUACACUGGCAACUUUGAUCCGUGGUGCAUGGGCGCUCGUAGCCUCACAAUACUCUGGAAGUGAUGAUGUCUUGUUUGGCGAGACGCUGACAGGUCGUGACAUCGCACUUGCCGGAGUCGAAAGUAUUGUUGGUCCUUUAAUUGCUACAGUACCCAUUCGCGUCCGUGUCAACAGGGCUAGCACUCUUGAAUCUUUCCUGCAGUCUGUUCAGCAAAGCAUUCUUGCACGUACACCUUAUCAGCACAUGGGAUGGCAGAACAUAAGGAAGGUCAGCCAAGAUGCACAACAUGCUUCAGAGGCACCGACUGGUCUAGUUAUUCAGCCCGAGCCAGAGUACGUUGGCAACGAUCUUGGCUUUCAGCUCGGAGAUGUGGUUCGUGAAGCACUGCAUUUUAAUCCUUACCCUCUGAUGGUUGGUUGUGGCAUCCGGAAAGACGGCUUCAGGGUCUGCGCCAAUUUCGACAGUAGUCUGAUUGAAGUGCCACAGAUGGAGCGUAUUCUCGCACAGCUUGAGGUCGCUUGUUCGCAACUGACAAAAGAUCUUACGAGACUUGUCGGCGAUGUCAGCUGUCUUCCAAAAACAGAGUUGGAUCAGAUCUGGCAGUGGAACCGAACUCCUCCCUUGGCUUACGACGAGUCUUCUGGGCGCUUUGGUACAGAUGCCGGCGCAAAACAAGGCUCCAUCUACCCUCUUGCCAUGGUGGCGUGGGUAUGCGACUCUCGCAAUCCUGCCUUCCUGACGCCCGUCGGCUCUGUUGGUGAGCUUUGGCUCGAAGGGAACUGCCUCUUAGGUGACGUUAUUGAAUCGCCAGCUUGGCUGCUUGCUGGAAGCUCCUCUUAUCCCGGUCGAACCGGAAAGGUCCAAGCUACGGGUGAUCUGGUCGAGUUGCGUGCUGAUGGAAGGCUGAUGUUCGUUGCGCGCAAGGACAAUUUCCUGCCUAUUCAGGGCCACGCAGUCGACUUUGCUGACCUCGAAGCACAUGUCGCGAGAUACCUACCGCCGGCUACCCGCGGCGCUACAGCAGUCAGAGAAUCUUCAACAGACGAUAACCAGGAGAUCGUGGUCUUCAUCGACCAACGGCCCUCGCUCGAAGACAGCGUCAACGUUCUGUCCGGAGACCAUCAAGUCGAGGGAAUGCAGACGGUCAUCCGUGCUAGCAUUCCAGUUGAGCUUGCUUUCGCACUGAAGAAGCUUGACAAAUACAUUCACGACUCGUUGCCUUCUUACGUCGCACCAUCCGCAUACAUCGUGGUUGAUAACCUGCCUACCAAUAAGGCAGGCCAGAUUGACCAUGAUGCGCUCAACAGGCUGGCUUCCAACACCUCCUCAGACAUUCUCGCUCAGCUACGUGAAGGGCUUGAGAUGGCAUGGUCGGCCAGUACAGCUCAUACCAAGUUAACAGUACCAGAAACCAUCCUUAGAACUGCCUGGGCCAAGAUAUUGCGUAUUGACGCAGAAAAAAUUGACGUCGAUGACAACUUCUUCCGCCUCGGGGGCGAUUCUGUUUUGGCAAUGAAGCUAGUUUCUAGCCUCCGCUCUCGAGGACAUGCUCUAUCGGUAGCUGACAUCUUUCGACACAUGCGUCUUAGUGACGCAGCCAAGGUGAUGAAGCUGGACGCUGUGGAGAAGGCGAAGAAACAGACACAGCUCUACAAACCAUUUUCCACACUCGGCAUGUCAGAUGUUGAGAAAUUCUUGUCCGAUGCUGUCAAGCCCAAGCUUGCAAACUCGAGCUGGAUCGUUCGCGAUGUUCUGCCUGUGACCGAUACACAGGCACUUGACAUCAAGCAGACUAUCUCACCUCCACGAACAUCGCUUCAAUAUUCCACCAUGAUCUUCGAUCAGGGUAUGAACAGCGAGAAGUUGUUCGAUGCCUGUAAGCAGCUUGUUCAGACACAAGAAAUUCUGCGCACGGUAUUCAUUGAGCAUGACUCAAUCUUCUAUCAAGUUGUGCUAGAAGAGUUGGACGAAAUAGUUGUCUGUGAGCAAGUUGAAGGAGAUGUGAAGCAGCAAAUCGAAGCUCUUUGCACUGCAGAUAUCGAGCAAGACUUCCCACUGGGCAGUAGCUUUGCCAAGAUCACACACGUCAGAGCCAAUGAUGGCAAAGAGGCUUUGGUCUUCCGUCUCUCACAUGCACAGUACGAUGGCGUGUCACUGCCCACUCUCCUCACAGACCUUGAGACUCUGUACAAGGGUGGCAAGAUCGUUUCUGAGCCUUUCGCAAACUACAUCUCAGCCACUCUCGAGCCAUCUGCACAGAGCAAAUCCUUAGACUACUGGAAGAAUCUUCUCUCCGGCUCCUCACUGUCAUCCUAUGGCACCUCUACCCGCGAAAACGAAAAAGGCAUAUUCAAAUCCACAGCCGUGGAUAUCGCAGACAAGCCCUCAGACGUAACAACAGCGAGUAUCCUUACAGCAGCAUGGGGAGUAGUCCUCUCUCGCCGCAUCCAGACAAACGACAUCGUCUUUGGCGCCGUGACCUCUGGCCGCAACAUCGCUGUUCCAAACAUCGAAGCUGUAAUGGGUCCUUGCUAUCAAUUUGCUCCUGUCCGUAUCAACCUCACCACAUGUCAAGAUACGAGCACGCUUCUCCGCAACAUAGCCACUCAACUCGCUGAAUCCAGCUCUCACGAUUACAUUGGCUUCUCAAAGAUUGCAGCUGCCGUGGGCUGGGAAGAAGCUACUGGGUUCGGAAGUCUUGUACAUCAUCAAGAUGAUGAAGAUGACGUCGACACAAUGCCUUUUGCAGACGGCGUCUGCAAUGUCGAUCUGCUGAAGCCACAUGGGGAUUCUUGUGUUCCCUUCAAAGUUGUUAGUUUUGUCAAGGGUGGGGAGACACAUGUUGGUGUUGUUGGAAGCGAGAGUGAAGUGGCACUUGUAGACGAUGUGCUUGGGGAGUUGGUGGGAGCUGUUGGGGAGGUUUUGGGUGGUGGGAAGUUGAGUGUUUAG